UUUGUCUCCCCUCUUGCGGGGAAUAUUCGACCGCCAUGAAGCUGUUUGUGUGGACGCUGGUCGUCUGCUCGGUCUUCGCGAUGCAAGCCUUCUGCGUCCUCCCCAAAUUCUUCCGCGGCUGCCUCCACGGCAACUCUGAUGAUCUCUGUGCAUUGUCGGACUCGGCUCUUCAGGACGGUGGCAGCUCUUCCACGGCUCCAGCUCCGCACUCUAGCAAGAAGACUGGCAUUCCUCGCACUGAAAAGAAGCACAAUCUUCAGGAUCUGAUGCCACCUCCCGAGCCAUCCAUCUGGGAUAAGGUAGCCAGUAGCUUUCAGGCCCUGAGCUUCUGCGAUCAAGCCUCCAAACAUAAGCAGGAACCGACCGUCGUCGAUGACGAAGACGACGACGAUGAAACAUUGGGGUCCAACCCCCUAAGUCCGAAACCUACGACCACUCGCAGGCAACAUCGCUCGACGGACAGAGGAAAGGAGUCACUCGAACGCCGAAGCCCGCUUAAGUCCAUGUGGGGUGGCAGCAGCAGUGGCCGAACAGAGGAGAAAGCAGAGGAGGAGAAGCCUCACCGCAACAGUAUACUUCGGAUCGAAGAUGUUCCCAAUUCCGCAUAUCGGGUUCCGAUGAGAACCUACUCUUACCUCAUCUUCAGGCCCAACCUCAGACCCGAGGCCAUGUCCAAGGUCACGGUCAGGGCCACGAUCAUUUUCAAGGGGCCCGAUAAUCCUUUUGAAGCGCAGCUUCUCCCCCCGUCAAGACAAGCUCAGGGCGACCUCAAGCUGGCGCUCAACUGGGCCUUCAAGCACGAAUCCCAGAGAUAA
Messenger RNA from Acaromyces ingoldii, 815 nucleotides. RefSeq lists its product as hypothetical. Bases 36 to 815 code for a protein of 259 amino acids. The record is from RefSeq and is a predicted model, not a curated record. Lineage: Eukaryota; Fungi; Basidiomycota; Exobasidiomycetes; Exobasidiales; Cryptobasidiaceae. The transcript has 4 exons.